AUAAACUAAGAUAAUGCAAUUGAGUUCAUCUCUGGAAAGGAAAAAAGAUGUCAAAAUCUUCGCGUUUGGACCUUCAUGACGCCGAUUCUGAGGCUUUGGGCCUUCUUGAUUCAGCUUCAUUUCCUUCAGAACCACCUAAUAUCAGAAACUGGUUCUCGAGCUACGUGUAUGAGUCCCCGGAGUUGGAUAGCUUGAGUUGUUUUCAAGAUUUUGAUGGGGCUGGGGACACUUGUCGCAAGGAAGAAAUCACUGGGAAAUUUGGGGAUAAUCACCCUACAGUUAGCGCCAAACAGAUGAAACCUUGUGAUGAUGUCAUUGAGUCGAAUGGGUUUGAUGAUUCGGGAUGUUGUGAAUCUGGUGCCGCGGUUUCGGGAUCGUCAGAGUCCCUUUCAUUUCCUUCAGAGCCUCCUUGCAUCGGGAAUUGGUUCUCAAGUUAUGUGUACGAGUCACCACCUCUGGAUACUGCUCUUGAUUUCGCAAUUUCAGAUUGUGAAGAGAGGGAAUAUGAUAAGUUAGAUGUGGUAGAAAAGAGCGCCAGACAGAAUAUAAAGGAUUCAAUGGCCUCUACAGAUGUUAAAAAAUCAGAGUUGUGUGCACUAAACAAUACCUCGGAUGCAGUGGUGAAAGGCCCCAACAUAGGAAAGGGUACCAAACUGGACUAUCAAUCUAUGUGCAAGGAAGACGACAAUGAUGUUAUGCUUCAGGCAUUACCAUCUAUACCAAGUCUAUCUAGACCGGAUAAGGUUUCCAAACCAAUGCUGUUUGGACAAAAAGUAGGAUAUAGUAACUACCCGUCUCUUGAAAAGAUAGGAAGCACAAAUGCACAUGAUAAUGAUUAUGAUGCAGAGUUGCAUUGCAAAUUUUCUAGCAGAAAUCCAAUAUCAUUCAGUAUAGGGAAAAAUAUAUGCAGUCAGGAAGAAAUCACUGGGAAAUUUGGGAAUAAUCACCCUGCAGCUAGUUCCAAACAAGUGAAACCAUCUCAUGGGAUUGAGUCAAAUGGAUCUGAUGAUUCGGGAUGUUGUAAAUCUGCUGCCAUGGUUUCAGGAUCGUCAGAGUCCCUUUCAUUUCCUUCAGAGCCUCCUUGCAUCGGGAAUUGGUUCUCAAGUUAUGUGUACGAGUCACCACCUCUGGAUACUGCUCUUGAUUUCGCAAUUUCAGAUUGUGAAGAGAGGGAAUAUGACAAGAUAGAUGUGGUAGAAAAGAGCGCUAGUCAGAAUAUAAAGGAUUCAAUGGUCUCUAGAGAUGUUAAAAAACCAGAGUUGUGUGCACUAAACAAUACCUCGGAUGCAGUGGUGAAAGGCCCCAACAUAGGAAAAGGUACCAAACUGGACUAUCAAUCUAUGUGCAAGGAAGACGGCGAUGAUGUUAUGCUUCAGGCAUUGCCAUCUAUACCAAGUCUAUCUAGAUCGGAUAAGGUUUCCAAACCAACGCUGUUUGGACAAAAAGCAGGAUAUAGUAACUACCAGUCUCUUAAAAAGAAAGGAAGCACAAAUGCACGUGAUAACGAUUAUGAUGCAGAGUCGCAUCGCAAUUUUUCUAGCGGAAAUCCAAUAUCAUUCAGUAUCGAGAAAAACAUAGGCAGUCAGGAUGAAAGAUCAGUUCAUAGGCAAGUUAAAGGAACUGUUCACGUUAAUGAUGACCAGGGAAACAAAGUUAUCAAUAAAAUCGUAUCACCUCGAACGAUUGAUAGGGGAGGUCAAGCUGACAGAAGCACCUGGAAAGAGAAUAAGGUGACUGAACUGCAGGAACGUGGCUUCAUUUCAGUAAGGAAAAGGAAUCAUCAAGAAGACGCUGAGAAUGUGGCAAGGCUCAGAGUUAAAGUGGAGCCUUCGAUAAAUGUUGAGAAGGACGACAGCAUAGUGAGAAAGGCGUUAUCUGAGAUUUCCAACUUCCAUUCUGGGAAUAAAGUUGCUACUACAGGAAAAUGGUGUUGCCCGAAGAGGAAUAAACCGGACCUCGGUCCUCCUUUGAAGCAGCUUCGGCUAGAUCAGUGGGUUCGUCGCGUAUAAGUUGAUGUUUUCGAGUGGUACAUCUGUGCAUUGUUCAUCUCAUGAUUAUGUGUAAGACAAUCUUGCAAAAUGCAUAACAUGAUGAAACCUUCGAUUGUGUUCUGUA
This is a messenger RNA of Salvia splendens (bonfire salvia), 2115 nucleotides long. RefSeq lists its product as uncharacterized. The coding region runs from base 48 to 2009 and encodes 653 amino acids. The transcript has 9 exons. NCBI's taxonomy places the organism in Eukaryota, Viridiplantae, Streptophyta, Magnoliopsida, Lamiales, Lamiaceae. The record is from RefSeq and is a predicted model, not a curated record.